This is a messenger RNA of Hevea brasiliensis (rubber tree), 794 nucleotides long. RefSeq lists its product as uncharacterized. The record is from RefSeq and is a predicted model, not a curated record. Lineage: Eukaryota; Viridiplantae; Streptophyta; Magnoliopsida; Malpighiales; Euphorbiaceae. The coding region runs from base 51 to 530 and encodes 159 amino acids. The transcript has 2 exons.
UUCACCUGGACCAAUAAGCUUUUCCCCAAAGUGAUAUUUGCGCAAGAAUUAUGCAUAUGUAUGCAAGUCUUUUAACUAUAUAUAUACACUCGAGAGCCACACCAAGGCAAGCAUUCAGAGACAUCCAUCUAAAAUUGCUCAUGGGGAGUUUGAUGAUGAAGAAGCUGUUAUUCUUUAUCUUAAUUGUUGCUGGAUCAAUCUCAUCAUGUACUCUUGGAGUUGAAGUUGAAAGAUUCGCUUGGGGAAAGGGAAGGAAAGAGAAAACUGCUUGUCAACUUAUUACAAAAGCACAUCCUAAGAGGAGUAGCUACUUCGCUUGUGAAGAUGUCAAGAGAAACCAUAUGAAUAUGUUGGUAAAGUACUCCAAAUAUGAAAAUCUGCUACCUGGUUCCGAGCAAGCUGUUGAUGCCAAUUUAAGAUAUAAUCGAAUGCCAAGACUCGCCAAACUACACACAUCUCAAAAAGUUUUUGAACCUGAUCCUCAUAUUGAUCCGGCUCCUAGUGUCAGUCCUUCUGGUAGCCAUGGUUGAAUAUGCAGUGGGGAGGAAGGAACCGUGUAAGAGGGCGUUUGGCUUAGCUACGUUGUUAUAAGUUAAUUUGAACCUAAAAGUAUUUAAAAUUCUAGACAGUACAUAUUUAGUUAAAAUAUAUAUAAGUGGCUGAUAAACAAUUAUGCAUCAAUAAAAAAAUAUACAGCUUAUAAUUGCUAAUAAGUACAAUGUGAAAUUUAACAUUUUGCUGAUUAAUUUUUGAACAACGGUUUUCGGGAUAAUAGUUAUUGUUCAGUUAAAAGA